Messenger RNA from Stereum hirsutum FP-91666 SS1, 396 nucleotides. RefSeq lists its product as uncharacterized. The record is from RefSeq and is a predicted model, not a curated record. Lineage: Eukaryota; Fungi; Basidiomycota; Agaricomycetes; Russulales; Stereaceae. The transcript has a single exon. The annotation marks the transcript as partial.
AUGUCGUGGCAAAAUUCCCACGGCCCUCCGAAUCGUUUCCCCCCUUCCCCUAGACCUCCCAACAUACCACGACAGGCGAAUCAACGACAGACACCCCAGUACCGUGCAUUCCAGCGAGCCCCCACCCCCGAGGUGGAGGAUUCAGAGGAAAUGGCCGUCGACGAUGAGAGCAAAAUCGCUCUCGACUUUCAACAACUACGCAAGUUUUUCGAGGCUAUGCAAGGCUGGUUCGCGAAACCGGACUUUGCCGACCUCGCCACAUGCCCCUCGCCGGAGGAUAUUGGCCAAUCCAUGGCCGCUAUCCAGGCGUUCCUCCUCAAGUGGUCCCAAAUGACCGGGACCCCGCUCAGCGCUCUGGUGCCCAGGCUUUGCCCACCACCAACGACCGUCACUGAG